Messenger RNA from Durio zibethinus, 1361 nucleotides. RefSeq lists its product as uncharacterized. Gene Ontology annotation, molecular function: nucleic acid binding; zinc ion binding. Gene Ontology annotation, biological process: ribosome biogenesis; cytosolic ribosome assembly. The record is from RefSeq and is a predicted model, not a curated record. NCBI's taxonomy places the organism in Eukaryota, Viridiplantae, Streptophyta, Magnoliopsida, Malvales, Malvaceae.
GAUGAUUGAAUAGAGAAGCGAAGGUGCACGAGAAAGAAGCGGCGAGAGAAAAAUGUCGAAAACGCUGGUGCAGCCGAUCGGGCAAAAGCGGCUCACGAACGUCGCCGUCGUGCGUUUGAAGAAACACGGGUUACGAUUCGAAAUCGCUUGCUACAAAAACAAAGUCCUCUCUUGGCGUUCCCGGGUUGAGAAGGAUUUGGACGAAGUGUUACAGUCCCACACAGUUUACUCAAAUGUUUCGAAAGGAGUACUGGCUAAGACCAAAGAUUUGGUGGCCGCUUUCGGGACUGAUGAUCAGACUAAAAUUUGUUUAGAGAUUUUGGAGAAAGGGGAGCUACAAAUUGCAGGGAAGGAAAGGGAAUCUCAAUUUUCAAGUCAGUUUCGGGAUGUCGCCACGAUUGUUAUGCAAAAGACUAUCAAUCCUGAAACUCAACGCCCUUAUACUAUUAAUAUGAUUGAGAGACUAAUGCACGAAAUUCAUUUCGCGGUUGAUCCCCAUAGUAGCUCCAAGAAGCAGGCACUAGAGGUUAUUCGUGAGCUUCAAAAGAACUUUCCUAUAAAACGGUCUCCCAUGAGAUUACGACUCACUGUUCCUGGACAAAAUUUACAUUCUCUUUGUGAGAAGCUGAAUGAAUGGAGUGCUACCACCGUUUCAAAAGAUGAAUCCGGAAGUCAGCCAUCGGUUAUUUGUGAAAUGGAACCAGGAAUUUUUCGAGAAUGUGAUGCCCUCGUGAGGAAUUUACAGGGUAGGUUGGAAAUACUUGCAAUGUCUGUGCAUGCUGAGGGAGAUACCCAGGUUGAUCAAUAUGAUGACGAGGAUAUAUCACAUCCACCCAAGAAAUCUGCCGAUUCAGUGCCAUCACGUCUACCCCAGGAAUCUACUGAUGUGGAGCUUCAACUAAGUGAGAAAAUGCAAAAACAGACCAUCUCUUCAGGAAAUGGGAAUGCUGAGGAGGAGGUAAAGCAACACAAGUGUAGCACAUGCGACGCAUUUGUGGGGGAUUCCAAACAGUAUAGGGAUCACUUUAAGAGUGAGUGGCACAAGCAUAAUUUAAAACGCAAAACCAGGCAACUUCCUCCUCUUACUGCGGAAGAGUGCUUAGCUGAUAUGGAAAUGAGCGACUCGAAGUCAGAUUUGCAGGAUUAUUCGUUUUGACUUGUGUCUAAAACUCAGUCUGAUUUGCAGUAAAAACAUAGAAUAUAUAUUAAUUUAAACCAAAAAUUGUUUAUGGUGAUUAAAAUUAUCUCCCCUGACGCAGACUGAUUCGUAUAGAAAGCCAGAUCAUAUAUAUAUAUAUAUAUAUAAGCUGAUUCAUCCAGAAUUGAAAGGGUAUAAAUGCUAAGAUGCAUUUAUUUGUUUG